Molecule: messenger RNA, 996 nt
Organism: Cutaneotrichosporon cavernicola
Lineage: Eukaryota; Fungi; Basidiomycota; Tremellomycetes; Trichosporonales; Trichosporonaceae
Exons: 2
Coding region: 1-996 (331 amino acids)
Molecular function (GO): 2-oxoglutarate-dependent dioxygenase activity
Source: RefSeq, a predicted model, not a curated record
AUGCCCGAGUCACUCCCAGUCCUCGACCUCUCGCAGCUCGAUGCAGGGCCCGAAGCUGCAGCGUCCUUCCGCGACGACCUCCGCCGCGCAACCCACGAGGUCGGCUUCUUCUACCUCACCGGCACCGGCAUUCCACCCGCGCUCGAGGAGCGCAUGCUGUCGACCUCUCGCGCCUUCUUCAACCUUCCCGAGGAAGACAAGGUUGAGAUCGAGAACACGCACUCUCCUCACUUCCGGGGAUACACCCGCUUAGGGGGCGAGCGUACCCUUGGUGCCAUCGACUGGCGCGAGCAGAUCGAUAUCUGUCCGGAGGGCCGUGCACUCACCGCAGAAGAGAGGGAAGGCAAGCCGCCGUUCGCCCGUCUGGUGGGCCCGAACCAGUGGCCCGUGGCGCUGCCCGCUCUCCGGUCGGUCGUGGAGGAGUGGACCGCGUUCCUUACUUCCGUGGCACACAAACUCCUAAGCGCUUGGGCCGAGGCGCUUGGAGAGAAGGCGGACUUUUUCGACGCCUCGUUCGGCGAGCCGUUCACACUCCUCAAGAUCAUCCGCUAUCCCCAGAGUGAGGGGACUGACCAGGGCGUCGGGAGCCACAAGGACGCCGGCGUGCUCACCCUCCUCUGGAUCGAGGAGGGCAAGGCCGGCCUCCAGGUCGAACACGGAGGCACUUGGAUUGACGCACCCCCAGUCCAAGGUGCGCUCGUCGUUAACAUAGGCGAGAUGCUCGAGUAUGCCACGCAGGGGUAUCUCAAGGCGACGACUCACCGCGUUCUCGCCCCAAGAGACGGAGAUCGAGUCAGCAUCCCGUUCUUCUUCAACCCGGCGCUGGACGCGCGCCUCCCCCUUGUCCGCAUGCCUGCUGGGCUUGUUGCACCAGGCGUAUCGCAAGACCCCAGGAAUCCAAUCCACAGCCUGUACGGCGAGAACUGCCUCAAGAGCCGGUUGCGUGCUCACCCAAACGUCGCCGAGGCUCACUACGCCGACCUUGCUGCAUCUUAA